UCGAUAGCACAGCGAAAAUUCGUCCACGUCACCAGAUAUUCACCAUGCAGCUCAUCUCUGUCCUUACUGCCUUCGCCACCUUUAAGGUCGCCGCCGCGCUUCCCUCGGCCGUCAAGGGCGCCAACGACCUCGUGACCCGCGAUGGUCUAUUGGGUUCCAAGCUUUGCACCGACGUCAACUUCACUGGGAACUGCGAGACCAUUACCAACGUGGCCGAUGGUCUGAAACCUAACCAAUGCAUUCUUCUCGACUCUCAUCUCGCAUCCAAAGGGGUCUCCUCGAUUCAACCUCUUGAGAGGUCGUGGUGCACUUACUACCUGACCGCCAACUGCCAGGAUGAUAGCUCGGACAACUGCGGACACUAUGAUGCCACUUCUCCCAUUGACGAUUUGACGAAGGUGAGCCCGACGAAUUCGAAUCACCAAUGCGGGGGGAACAUGGACAAGAAGAUUGCCAGUUUUAUGUGCCGUCCUUUUUAAAGAGGAGCGCCCGUGAUCCUUUGAGGUGGGAUCCAUUGAGGUAUUGAGUGAUGUGAAAGGGAAGAAGGGAUUAAUCCAAUGAGGUGUUGUGCACAACAAACAAUUUGAGACUGUUUCACAGACUGGGCGGCUGAUUGCUAGGAUAAGCUCUCGCAUCAUACCGCAUUUUCUAUGCCGGGAAGCAAGCAGGAGCGAGCACGUAUGUACGAUGCACCGUUAAUGUCAAUUAGGUAUGCUUCCAGCAGUUUUUGC
Messenger RNA from Neurospora crassa OR74A, 731 nucleotides. RefSeq lists its product as hypothetical. NCBI's taxonomy places the organism in Eukaryota, Fungi, Ascomycota, Sordariomycetes, Sordariales, Sordariaceae. The transcript has 3 exons. The record is from RefSeq and is a predicted model, not a curated record. The coding region runs from base 45 to 479 and encodes 144 amino acids.